UUCAAAAUUAACAACUUAAUUUUGUUUCCCCUAAAUAAAAUAUGAAGCGAAAGCCUAAAACCCUCCUUCUACCCUGAUCGAAUCGUCGCUUCCAUUUCUGCUCUUUCACAAUCAACAUGAACUCAGUCACAGCGAGACUCCUCAACCGUUUCAGAAUUCCUUCUUCAAAUUUUCCCACAUCUUCAUUUGUGGCAAGUACGCAAACAAGCUCGAAGUUUUGGUUAUCCACCGGUGCUUCUGAAAGUGACGUCGAUAUUGAGAAGAACGAUGGAGGAGACGAUGAUUAUGAUGCAUUUUCUAAUGAAUUACAACCCCAGGGUGUUGAUCCCAGUCGAGGUUGGGGAUAUCGAGGCGUACAUAAGGCAAUAAUUUGUGGAAGGGUUGGGCAAGCCCCUGUGCAGAAGAUCUUGAGAAAUGGGCGGACGAUAACAAUCUUUACUGUUGGAACAGGAGGGAUGUAUGACCAACGAAUUGUUGAUGGAAGAGGUCUGCCGAAGCCUGCUCAGUGGCAUCGUAUUGCUGUGCAUAAUGAACUACUUGGUGCUUAUGCAGUUCAAAAACUUUGUAAAAACGCGUCGGUUUAUGUUGAGGGUGACAUUGAGACCAGAGUCUACAAUGACAGCAUCAAUGGCGAAGUGAAAAAUAUUCCAGAAAUAUGUGUUCGACGUGAUGGUAUUGCAACACAUACUAUUAUCUUUUUAUUUCCUUUUCAAUUUUCUUUGGAACUAGUUGAACACUUAAUUAAUAUGAAGUCGUCAUUUGGUAACUUCUCUGUUUUCUGCAUCUACUUCAUUAUUUCUUAAAUGUCAUUUUGAGCACAUAUUAGAGGGUGUUAUUUGACCUUCAUAAUCAUAAGGUUAAGUUAUCAUAUUAAUUCCUGUCAUUUGUACUUUAGACUUUCCUUUUAUUUAAAAACGAACUCCAUAUUUUUAAUAAAGUUUAGUUUUAUUGUUUAAUAAAGAGAGAGAAAGAGAGAUGAGAUUCCGAUCAUCGUUGUCCUCCCCUCCCCCGGCUCCUCACAGCUUACGAUAUUUCCUCUCCUGAUCAACAAUGAUGAAUUCAAGACAGCUCUCAACGAAAAUUGAGAAUAAAUUCUUUACUUGUGAGCUCAAUAGAAAUAGCAAAGGGAGGGUGAUCCGCAUAUCUGAAACUUGUGGAACAUUUUGAAAUAGCAAAGGGAGGGCCUUUUUGAUUUGGGGUGUCUUUAACUCUCAAGUCCUCUAGCUUAGAUGGUAUGAUUGGAGAGUUUUAUAAAAAAUCGUGGAACAUUUUGAGUAAGGGUGUUCCAACAUUUUUUUAAAAAUGGAAUCAUUAAUAGAAGGUGCAAUGAAACUUAUGAUAGUCUCAUUCCCAAAAAGAAAGAGGAGGUUUGUGUUAGUGACUUCAGACCCAUGAGCCUCAUAACCUCCUUGUAUAAAGUCAUCUCUAAGGUGCUUGCGACGAGACUUAAAAAGGUCCUUCCUUCAAUAAUUAGCGAUACUCAAAUGGCUUUUGUGGAGGGGAGGCAAAUUUUCUUGAUGCAAUUUUAAUAGCUUCGGUGGCCAUAGAUGAAUGGUUUUUAAAAGGCAUAAAAGGUUUUCUUUUGAAGCUUGACCUUGAGAAAGCCUACGACAAGGUGGAUUGGUCCUUUCUCGAUAUGGCUAUGAAGCUUAAAGACUUUGGUAAGAAAUGGAGGAGAUGGAUUUGGGCUGCUUAUCAAUGACUAAUUUCUCGAUCAUUGUCAACGACAGGCCUAAGGGAAAGGUAUUUGCCAAAAGGGGCAUUCGUUAGGAAGAUCCACUUGCCCCUUUUCUUUUUACGAUUGUGGUAGACACCUUUAGUUGUCUUAUUCAUUACUGUAACGAGAAGGACCAUUAAAGGUUUCCAUUUCGAUAAUCUUCCAGGUGAUUUAACCCUCCUUCAGUACGUGGACGAUACCCUUAUCUUUUCCUCAUGGGAGGAUGGAAAUCUGGAGGCUUGGUGGAGGGUGAUUAUUAUCUUUCUCUUGGGAGCUAGUUUGCUCCUACAUGGUGCCAAAACGUCAUUAAUACCUUGACAGUGCCGAUCUGGUUCUUUGGGUUGUAUGGUCGAUACUCUCCCCUUUAAUUACUUGAGUUUCUCUUCUGGAGGGGCCCACAAUAGGAAAGAGGCUUUAAUUUCUCUUGAGGAGCGGUUUAGGUAUAAAAUUGAUAGAUGAAGGAAUGUCUCUCCAAAGGUGGUAGAUUAACUCUUGCGUAGUUAGUAUUGAAUACUCUUCCUUGUUAUCUGAUCUCUCUCGUGCAAGCCUCAGUUGGUGUUAUCAAUCGAAUGGAGAAGAUGAUCAGGGGUUUUGUCUGGACAGGGGACAACUAAAUCGGUUGCCCACCUUGUCAAGUGGGAUACUACCUCUCGCCCGAUUUGUUAUGGCGGCCUUGGGAUUGGUUCUUUUAGGCAAAAGAAUAAUGCUCUUCUCACCAAAUGGCUGUGGAGAUUUAGUAAGGAAGACAAUGCUUUAUGGAGACGUUUAAUUGUGGCCAUCUACGACUUAGAAGAGAAUGGUUGGUCUACUAAAGCUUCGAACAGGGGAAGGUCUUAUAGGUUAUGGGCUGGCAUUCUGAAAUACAAGGAGAUGUUCUUUAAUUUCUCGGCCUUUUUGUUGGGAGAGGGAACAAAAAUCAGAUUUUGGAACUAUAGUUGGUGUGAGGCUCAACCCUUGGCAGAAGAAUUUCCUGAUUUGUUUUCCAUUGCGCUGAACAAGGAUGCUGAUUGAUGGUGUAAUGUUAGUCACUCUUGGAAUUUGGGUCUUUGAAGAAAUGUGUCAGAUAAUGAACUUGACAACGUGGCCACCAUUUUGGAAACUCUUCAUUCGUGGGCCCCAAACGGAUGAUUGUGAUAGCCUUAAAUGGAAUCUUAUUGCGAAGUCUACCUUUCUUAAAUUAACCAAAAGACCCCCCACCAUCACUGCACCACUAGUUCAUUACAUUUGGAAGGUUAAAAUUCUGAAAAAUGUGAAGUUCUUCUAAUGGUCGCUUGCUUAUAGAAGUCUUUAUUGAAAGUAGAGACAAAGAACACACAAAUUUAUAUGGAAACCCUAGUAUAGAGACAAAAACCAUGGUGCUAAAGAUCUUAUUAUUUUCUCAUAAUUCAUAAAGGUACAAAGUGGGGAAAUUUAUAGGCAACACGAGCUUAAUUAAAAGAAUAAAAAAUUAGAGCAAAGUAAAUCUUAACUAUCUAUGGGCUUUCAUCAUGACCUAAGCCUAUUAUUUCUAACGGUCUACCACCCAAGAGAAACUUAAAAAAAAUUACAGUACAUUGAGCUCAGUCCCUCAAUAUGCUGCCUUUGCUUCAAAGAUGAGGAGACCUUGGACUAUUUUUUUUUUGCAUUGUAUCUGUUCUAGGAAAGCUUGGAAUACUCUUUAUUCGGAAAUUUGUUUUUCUUAGUUGGAUGCUUGAAGGGCUCAAUAGCAGAUGAUUUAGUUCGAAGGGUAACAUUUUAUGUAGAUGGGCUAUCCGUUCCCUCUUGUGGUGUAUUUGGAAAGAUAGGAAUAGUGUAAUUUUUUAAGACAACUGUAAUUCUUUUGAUUCUUUUUGGACUGCGUUUCAACCCAUUGCUUCUUGGUGGAGUACGAAUUACAUUAAACACUUUUGUAAUUAUAGUCUUUCUAUGAUUUUCAACAAUUGGAAGUCCCUUAUUCUUCAAUUUUUCUCGGGGAGGGCCCUCUUGUCCCUUGCCCUUAGGCUAUUCUCAUUUGUUCUUUGAAUAUAUUUGUUUCUUAUUCCAAAAAAAAAAAACUUUCUUUUUAUUUUGUUUGAUUUUCCAAAAUGUCUCUAGUAUAACAAAAAGUUGACAGUUACUUUACAUGACACAUUUUUCUUGGACAUUAGCACAUUUUCUUUGAAUGUGAAUCAUGUGACAGAGAAGUGAUGAGUUGUAGUCUAAAGAUGGUAUCAAGUAAGAAAAAAACUACCAGCAUGUGGUAAACUCAUAGGCAUUUUUGAAAUACUGACCCAACGAAUUGUAAAAAAAACUAGCCAUAGAGACAAAAAUAAUAAUUUAUCCUCUAGCCUUAAUACGGUGCAAACAGAAAAUUACUUACAACCAAGCACAGAUAAUACUAUUGUUACAUGUUGGUUCAAAUGUCUUCUGUAAAACAUAUGAUUUGGGACUCCUUUUAACUGCCAUGCUUCAUUUUUGCAGGGAUGCUUCGCCUUUUAAAACCUGGAGAAAGUGCCAGCAAUUUGUCUUUAGACGAUUUGA
Molecule: messenger RNA, 4216 nt
Organism: Cucumis melo (muskmelon)
Lineage: Eukaryota; Viridiplantae; Streptophyta; Magnoliopsida; Cucurbitales; Cucurbitaceae
Product: single-stranded DNA-binding protein, mitochondrial
Exons: 4
Coding region: 117-803 (228 amino acids)
Biological process (GO): positive regulation of helicase activity; mitochondrial DNA replication
Cellular component (GO): mitochondrial nucleoid
Molecular function (GO): single-stranded DNA binding
Source: RefSeq, a predicted model, not a curated record